Monoraphidium neglectum is the source of this 1797-nucleotide messenger RNA. Its product is annotated as 5,10-methylenetetrahydrofolate reductase. Gene Ontology annotation, cellular component: cytosol. NCBI's taxonomy places the organism in Eukaryota, Viridiplantae, Chlorophyta, Chlorophyceae, Sphaeropleales, Selenastraceae. The transcript has 12 exons. Gene Ontology annotation, biological process: tetrahydrofolate interconversion. Gene Ontology annotation, molecular function: methylenetetrahydrofolate reductase [NAD(P)H] activity; FAD binding. Bases 1 to 1797 code for a protein of 598 amino acids. The record is from RefSeq and is a predicted model, not a curated record.
AUGAAGAUCAUAGAUAAGAUCAACGAGAAGUUGGCUAAGGGAGAGAGGUUCUUCAGUUACGAGUUCUUCCCGCCCAGGACCGAAGAGGGCGUCGAGAAUCUGCUUGAGCGCCUGGACCGCAUGGCGGCUUAUGGGCCCACCUUUUGCGACAUCACCUGGGGCGCCGGCGGUACCACUUCAGAUGUCACGCUCGACAUUGCCACCAAGAUGCAGAACUCAGUGUGCGUCGAGACCAUGAUGCACCUGACGUGCACUAACAUGCCGGUAGAGCAGCUGGAGAGUGCGCUCAAGGAGGUGCGCAAGGCCGGGAUUCAAAACAUACUAGCGCUGCGCGGCGAUCCCCCCAAGGGCCAGGAUCACUUUGAAACGGUGGAGGGCGGCUUCAGCUGUGCGCUGGACCUGGUGCGCUACAUCCGCAAGGAGCACGGGGAUUUCUUUGGGAUCGGCGUUGCAGGCUACCCUGAGGCCCAUCCCGACAGCAUCGUGGACGAUCCCGAGCAGAUGAAGGUCAACUAUUGGGACAACAUUGCGUACCUGAAGAAGAAGAUUGAGGCAGGAGCGGACUUUGUGGUGACGCAGCUGUUCUAUGAGGUGGAGCGCUACAUACAGUUUGUCAAGGACUGCCGCAGCGUGGGCAUCACGGCCCCCAUCCUGCCGGGGAUCAUGCCCAUCAUGGCCUACGGCGGCUUCAAGCGCAUGACCGGCUUCUGCAAGACCGCCGUGCCCAAGUUUGUGUCUGACAGGAUGGAGGAGAUCAAGGAGGACGAGGAGGCCGUCAAGGCCUUUGGCAUUCAGCUCGGCACGGACAUGUGCAAGCAGCUGCUUGACGCUGGCGCUCCCGGCGUCCACAUGUACACGCUGAACCUGGAGCGAAGCGCCAUGGCCAUCCUAGAGGGGGUGGGACUCAUCGACCCCGCCAACGUGCCCAGGCCCCUGCCCUGGCGCCACAUCCCCUCAAGCGGACAGCGCGCAGAGGAGCGCGUGCGACCCAUCUUCUGGAGCAACCGUCCCAAGUCAUAUGUCACGCGCACAGCCAAGUGGCAGGAGUUUCCCAACGGCCGCUGGGGCAACUCCCGCAGCCCUGCGUACGCCACUUUGAGCGAGCACCCCUUCAUGCGGCGCCACACCAGCAACGACAAGCGUCGCGAGCGCGCCCGCGCUGCCUGGGGUGCUGCGCUGCCCAGCCUUGAGGCUGUGACGGAUGUGUUUGUGCGCUACUGCCAGGGCGAUGCCAAAGUGCUGCCCUGGGCUGAGAUGGAGGACCUGCACCCGGAGACAGGGCCUAUCAAGGAGGGCCUGGUGGCGCUGAACCAGGCGGGGUACCUGACCAUCAACAGCCAGCCGCGCGUCAACGGGGCGCCUUCCAACGACGCCACCUUUGGGUGGGGCCGUAAGGGGGGAUACGUCUACCAGAAGGCCUAUGUUGAGUUCUUCUGCUCUCCAGACAAGCUGGAGUCUCUGCUGCAGCGGCUGAGUGGUGCUGAGGGCAUCACCUACCUGGCAGUCAACGCAGCAGGGGAGCUACGCACCAACAUGGCAAAGGGCACCGUCAACGCCGUCACAUGGGGCGUUUUCCCAGGCUCUGAGGUGGAGCAGCCCACAGUGGUGGAUCCCGUGAGCUUUGAGGUUUGGAAGGAUGAGGCUUUUGGCCUGUGGCUGAGUGAGUGGGGUGCGCUGUACGAGGAGGCCAGCCCCAGCCGGCAGCUGCUGCAGACCAUCCACGACACCUGGUGGCUGGUCAGCGUGGUCGACAACGACUACGUCACGGGCGACCUCUUCAAGGCACUUGGGGUGUGA